AUGCCCCUGCUGUGUUCCUCUCCAGGAGGUGGCGACAGCCCUGCGGAGGGGGACAAGGAGUCAAGCCCCCCAGCCCCCCAGGGCUCCCCGCCGGCGGAAGGGCCCUUCCUGUUCCCCGCUUGGGAGGAGGGCUCGGGGGACGAGAACGCCUUGGUCAUCCACAGCCAGGUGGAGGAGGAGGAGCACAAGUGCCUGGUGUGUGGGGAGAGCUUCCGCCAGCCCCUGAGCCUCCUGCGGCACCAGAAGCAGCAGCACGCCGGGGAGCGGGCCUUCCUCUGCCCCGAGUGCGGCCGGGGCUUCAGCCUCAAGCACAACCUCAUCAUCCACCAGCGGAUCCACACCGGUGAGAAGCCCUUCGGCUGCGGCGUCUGCGGGAAACACUUCAGCCUCAAGCAGAACUUGCUCACCCAUCAGCGGGUGCAUGCCGGCGGGGAGAAGGCCUGGCCCUGCGCGGUGUGCGGGAAGAGCUUCCGGGAGCAGCGGCUUCUCCUGGCCCACCAGAAGGGGGACUGCGGGGUGGCCCCCGAGGGGAAGCGGGAGGCCUCCGCCCGCCCACGGACACACGGCCGGGAGAGGCCCCACUCGGAAAGCGACGGCUGCGCAGAGAGCUUCGGGCAGAGGCCGCUCCGGGCCAAGCGCCAGGGGGAGAAGCCCCACCGGAACGGGGCCGCCUUUGCGUGCCAGGAGGGCGCGGAAGAUUUCAGCGGCAAGAGCAGCCACCAGAGAACCCACCAGGGAGGGCGGCUGCUGCUGCCAUGCGAGGAGGGCAGGAGGCCCCUGGGCCAGAAGGAGGCGGGGGAUGCCCCUUUCCGGUGCCUGACGUGUGGGAAGGCUUUUGCCCAGAAGGGGAACCUGGCUGCCCACCGGCGGAGCCACCGGGGCGAGGAGACGCUCAGCUGA
Messenger RNA from Heteronotia binoei (common prickly gecko), 900 nucleotides. Its product is annotated as gastrula zinc finger protein XlCGF7.1. The transcript has a single exon. Gene Ontology annotation, biological process: regulation of transcription by RNA polymerase II. Gene Ontology annotation, cellular component: nucleus. The coding region runs from base 1 to 900 and encodes 299 amino acids. Gene Ontology annotation, molecular function: RNA polymerase II transcription regulatory region sequence-specific DNA binding; DNA-binding transcription factor activity, RNA polymerase II-specific. The record is from RefSeq and is a predicted model, not a curated record. NCBI's taxonomy places the organism in Eukaryota, Metazoa, Chordata, Lepidosauria, Squamata, Gekkonidae.